This is a messenger RNA of Stegostoma tigrinum, 3204 nucleotides long. RefSeq names its product ATP-binding cassette, sub-family G (WHITE), member 5 (gene abcg5). Lineage: Eukaryota; Metazoa; Chordata; Chondrichthyes; Orectolobiformes; Stegostomatidae. Gene Ontology annotation, cellular component: plasma membrane. The transcript is spliced from 13 exons. Bases 270 to 2234 code for a protein of 654 amino acids. The record is from RefSeq and is a predicted model, not a curated record. Gene Ontology annotation, biological process: cholesterol homeostasis. Gene Ontology annotation, molecular function: ATP binding; ABC-type transporter activity; ATP hydrolysis activity.
CACCGGGAUUCAAAGGAACCGCUUGCUCCUUGAACAGGGAAACCCCCUCAAGCUUUCGGUGCAAGCGUUAGUGCGGCUGGGCUGCGCUUUCAAACUCAGCGGCUUGUCCGCUCUCACAUUACCGGGAAGGACUGCAAGGCAGUGCUGGUUUCCCGUCACCGUAUUAUUAAAGAUAUAUACACACACAUAUGCAGCUGUUCUUUUCAACUUAUGCAUUUUGUUUGUAAACAUAUGUUACAUAUGUGUGUGUACACACAGGCAGGGGCAGCAUGAGCUGCUUGGAAGAAAUAAGUGGUGGUGUUACGGCGUUGGAGGAAUUUGACCACAGCAGCACCGUUCCUUAUGGCUGUCAGAAGUCAAACUCGCCAGGAGAGACCUGCACACUCUGUGUAAAUCAUCUCAACUACACCGUCAGUGAGAAAGUUGGGCCUUGGUGGGAUGUUCAGUCGUACCAUACAAAGUGGACCAGACAUAUCUUGAAGGAUGUCUCAUUUUACGUGGAAAGUGGACAACUUAUGGGAAUUUUGGGAAAUUCUGGAUCUGGGAAGACCACUUUAUUGGAUGCGAUUGCAGGAAGAUUAAGUAAGCAAGCAAACCUACUUGGUGAUGUAUAUGUGAAUGGCUGCAAACUUAGAAAGGAAGAAUUCCAUGACUGUUUUUCAUAUGUUUUACAGAGUGACAAUUUACUCAGCUACCUCACAGUGGAAGAAACCCUGACUUACACAGCCUUACUAGCACUACGUGGACGCUCUAAUGCCAUCAAAAUAAAGGUGCAGUCUGUCAUGUUGGAGCUUAGUCUGAGUCAUGUGGCCGAUCACAUAAUUGGAGGCCGCGUUUUUAGGGGGAUUUCUGGUGGUGAAAGACGUCGGGUCUCUAUAGCAGCACAACUUCUCCAAGAUCCCAAAGUAAUUUUGCUUGAUGAGCCAACGACAGGGCUGGACAGUAUGACUUCCAACCAGAUUGUUCAGCUACUUUCUGAACUAGCUCAUAAGAAUAGAAUAGUCAUCUUAACAAUUCAUCAACCAAGAUCAGAACUUUUCAAGUUGUUUGACAGAAUUGGCAUCAUGACUUGCGGAGAAUUGGUGUUUUGUGGUGGAACCGAAGAAAUGGUAGAAUUUUUCAGCAGCUGUGGGUAUCAGUGUCCUGAAUACUGCAACCCAUUUGAUUUAUUUGUGGAUCUAACAUCUGUUGACACUAGAAGCAGGGAAAGAGAAAUUGAGACGUACAGUAGAGUCCAAGAAAUUGCAUUCUCUUAUCGAAAAUCAAAAAUAUUUAAUAAUGCACUGAGGAAUAUUGAAGCAGCAAAGCAAAGAAAAGAAUCAUCAUCUAUUCCUUUCAAGAGCAGAGCAUCUCCAAAUGCAGCUGCUAAACUCUGGAUACUAAUCAGACGAAUUGUAAGGAACUUAUCUAGAAACAAGACAGGGAUUAUCAUGCGUCUCUCCCAAAAUCUGCUCUAUGGUCUGUUUGUGGUGUUUUUUUUGAUGAAGCUGAAUAGUGAUCCAGCGAAGGGUGCAGUGCAAGACCGAAUUGGGAUAAUCUACCAAAGCAUAGGUGCCUCACCUUAUACUGGGAUGCUGAAUGCUGUCGCUUUAUAUCCUUCACUACGGGCUGUUGGUGACCAAGAAAGUUCAGAUGGCCUUUAUCCAAAAUGGCUGAUGUUAGUGGCUUAUAUCAUUCACAUUCUUCCCUUCAGUAUCAUCAGUGUGGCUAUUUACAGCUUCUUCGUCUACUGGACGUUGCGCAUGUUUCCGAUGUGGGAACGGUUUGGGUGUUUCUUUGCUGUGCUCAUAGUGCCACAUCUAGUUGGUGAACUACUGACAUUGAUCUUACUGGGUGUUGUUCAGAAUCCAAAUAUAGUAAACAGCGCUGUGGCCUUAAUUAAUGUAGCAGGAAUUCUACUUGGAUCAGGUUUUUUAAGAAGUGCAGAAGACAUGCCUGAACCAUUCCAGUGGCUGAGUUACUUCACAUUUCAGAAAUAUGGAGUGGAAGUCCUGAUGGUUAAUGAAUUUUAUGGUUUAAAUUUCACGUGUGUCAAUGGUGAACAAUCAUCUCCUAACGACACAAAUGUUCCUUGCUGGUUUACACAAGGGAUUCAGUAUCUUGAUUCGACAUACCCUGGUGCACAUUCCAGAUUUGUGUUUGAUUUUCUAAUACUGUAUGCUUUCUUGCCUGCUCUAGUUAUCCUCGGCAUUAUUAGUUUCAAGGUUAGAGAUUUAAUUAUCCAGAGGCACUGAGAACAAAGGGCUGCAUCUUGAGAUGCUUACAACACUCCUGAAAGAAUGUGAGGAACUUAAUUUUACAUCUUCCUUCUGAUAGUUUUCUUUUUUCCUUAGACUUCACCAGCUGAGGUACAGAACCAGGAAUUAGUUGCCUCCAAUACUUAAACUUCAUGAGUGUUCUUCAUGUUUGGACAUUGGCUAAUAUUGUUAGGCUGGUCAACAUAGCCCAGCCAAUUCAAAUCUGUUCUCAAAUAUGCAUUUCUAACAGGGAGGGUAGAGAGAGAAGGAAACCUGACAUUUUUUCCUCUUUUUAUUCCGCCCUGACACCCUGCUUGCCACUUCAGACACAAUCUGCUAAUUUAGCCCAGACUUGGAAUCAAUUGUACGAUGAUCUUGGUCUGUAUGGAUUAGCUUUUUAAUGGACAUACUCAUUGAGGCAUGAGAAGUUGGAAGAGAUCCUUUGUAUUUAGACAGACAUGGAAUUUGAAUCUCCAGUCAUGCUUAAAUGAAAAGUGAUCCAGUACUCGGGUAAAAAGUUCUUUUAUAAAAAAGUGGUGUGGCCCAUAAUACAGCAAGUUGCAUGAGGUCUGAUAGCUAGCCAUUGCACAUAGGUCUCAAAAGAUUUUGCACAAUUAUUCCCACAGACCCAUUUCUAAACAUUCUCUGGCCCAAUGAUAUCUAUUUGAUGUCACAAAGCUAUUUUAACAAAAAAUGUUAUGAAAGCUUUUGUCUUUUAAAUAUAAGAUUUAAUUUGACCACGAUUUUUAAUAAAGAUUUACUUUCAUUCCAUCUGGCAGGUUGCAAGUUGUACAGAGAUUCAUUAUUUACUGUGAUAUUCAGCAUAAUUGUUUUGAAAAUGUGGUUUUGAGGAGAGCACAUUACUACUUGAUCAAGAAAUGGUUUACAUUUUGGUCAAAUUAUAUUGUGAUUUGUAAUUCAAAUUGUGUGAAUGUGUACGUACAUAUAUAAAAUAAAGCUCAUUUAU